This is a messenger RNA of Epithele typhae, 1455 nucleotides long. RefSeq names its product Rad9-domain-containing protein. Lineage: Eukaryota; Fungi; Basidiomycota; Agaricomycetes; Polyporales; Epitheliaceae. The annotation marks the transcript as partial. The transcript is spliced from 7 exons. Gene Ontology annotation, cellular component: checkpoint clamp complex. Gene Ontology annotation, biological process: DNA repair; DNA replication checkpoint signaling; cellular response to ionizing radiation. The record is from RefSeq and is a predicted model, not a curated record.
AUGCAAGCUACAUUCGACGCUACAGGACUCAAACACUUCACAAAGGCCCUCACAUGUCUCUCCAAGAUCGGCGACGAAGUCACCUUGAAGGCCACAGAAGAUAUAUUCUCACUCUCCGCCUCUAACAACGCCCUGACGGCUUAUGGAUGCUUCAAAUAUGCACGUUCCUUCUUCAGCAGAUAUGUGGUCGAAAUUCCGGCUGGGGACUGCGUAUCUGGGCAGAUCUCAUCCAAGCCACUCCUUGCGCUCCUGAAACACAAGACGAACGAUAAGGGCGGGGAAAAGUGCGAAUUUGCGAUUACGGACGGACCAACUUCAAGCAUUCACCUUGACGACGACGACGACGAGCAGGAUUCUUUGGAGAGUCGGCUAACGGUACGUUUACACUGCAGACACGGCGUGGUGAAGACUCACCGGCUACCACUCAAUGCUGCCAAUAACAUGGAGCCUCCUGGUCCCGCCAACUCGGACCUCGAAUCAUACUUUACAGUGGGACCGAGGAUGCUUAGGAGCCUUCUAGAUAACUUCCCUUUCGCUCGGGGUGGCAAAUCAGAUCCUGAGCUGAUCUGGAAGUUCACGGAUGAGGAGGUUCAGCUAUAUAGCUCACAGUCGUCAGCGGAUAAGACAGGUCGUCCGCAACUUUCAACGGAGUUGACGAUCGAUGUCGAGGAAUUUGAGCAGUAUGAGCUUACGACCCCUUCAAUGCAGCUUGGCUUUCAUCUCCGUGAGUUCAACGCCGUCAUCGGGUUCGCGGAAGCGGCACAAGUAUCACUUACAAUCCGCUUCGUGGACGAAAACUCCCCUCUGUACAUCACCAUCGACAGCGACCUCUCCGAUUGCUUAUUUGCCAUUGCUUUGGUCCGAAAUAUCUCCGCACGACACGGCUCACAGGCGAACCAGCAAGAGAAUGCCAGCGACGGCGGGGCACGACGACGGAAACGCCCUCGGGAAGAUGAUAGCAAUCCGCUCCGUCUGCAAAGGGGUAUAGUUAACGAUGUAGCGAGGCGAAAUAAGCCAAUGACCGUCGUAGUUCCCCGCGCUCCCGCACGAGAUAUGCGCCCUCCCCCUCCGCCCCCACAGAACCUCGAGCCUCAGCCAUCCUGGGCCAUCCUGACCGCCGCGCAACAGCCGACAGAGCCUUUGUUCCUCCCUGGCUCGCAGCUCUCACAACUUCCACUUGACCGACAGCAGGAGAUCAUCGACUCGGGGCUCGGCAUAGAAAACAUGACUGCGGAGGAAUUCGAGGCGAUGUUCGACCCAGACGCCGACGCCGAUGUCGAAGCCGAGCCCAAGCCGCAGGCGCCAGGAGCGUUGCGUUUCGGCGACGACGACAACGACGACGACGUGCGGUGGCCCGAUGAUUCCCCACCGGCCCCCGACAGCCUUGAGCUGGUCGACGUUGACGACGUUGACGUGGAGAUGGCCCCGACGCAGUCUGAGGGCGGAUCGAGGGUG